AUGUCCGACGCAGACUUCGAGACCGUCCGGAAGCUCCAGGCGGAGCGCAACGCUGCCGCCGCUGCGAAAAAGGGCUCGCACACCUUCGACCCGACCAACCAGCGUGCCGACACCGGCACGAAGCAGAAACUCACCGAUAGCUUCGAUACCGAUUUGUACGAUCGUAAUGGCGUCGACAAGUUUGCCGGAUACAACACGUCCAUCCCCGCCGGCGACGACGAUGAUGACGAGAUGGAGGGCACCGACAACACGCGCCGUCUCGUCGGCCAGUACACGGCUUCACGUGACAUGAUUGACGAAUUUGCGCGCGGCGACGGCGUCGAGGAAGAUGACCCCUUGGCGGGCCGUGGCGAGAAGAGCAACAGGAUCACCGAUCGCGAGACCGACUACCAAAAGCGCCGGUUCGACCGCGCCCUCUCUCCGGUACGAACCGAUGCCUUCUCCAAUGGCGACAACCAGGAUGGCUCUAGCUACCGUGAGAUCAUGGCGAGGAGAGAGCUCGAGAAAGAGGAAGAGGAGGUUGCACGCAAAAUCAAAGCCAAGGCAGCAGCCGGACCCGACGAAGACGGCAAUGUUGCUCAGGCGACAUUGAAAGAUGAUGAUAAGGAGAACGCCGAAGCAGGUUCCACCGACGCUGUGUCUGCUGGAAGGAAGCGCAAGAAGAGAUGGGACGUGUCAUCUGCGCAAGCUGCGGAUGAGGAAGCCGCCCAGUCUUCAGAGCCCGCGAAAUCCAAGCGCUCUCGAUGGGAUCAAGCUCCUUCUUUGGAGUCCGCUGACGCGCCGAAGAAGCGAUCAAGAUGGGACCAGGCGCCCUCGGCCACUCCCAUGGGGAAUCAGGGACUUGCCACGCCGAUGCAUCCCUCACAAGCGGGCGGUGCUAUCCUGCCCACAACCUUUGGAACGGAUAUUUCGGGACGCAACGCACCUCUGAGCGACGAGGAGCUAGACGCGCUUCUUCCCGGCGAGGAGCAAGGAUACAAGAUUCUCGAGCCACCGCCAGGAUACGCCCCAAUCCGCGCUCCUGCCCACAAGCUCAUGGCCACGCCAGCACCGCAGACCGGCUUUAUGAUGCAGGACCCCGACUCUGUCAGACUAAGCGGAAAGCCUGUGCCGGCGGAAAUCCCUGGCAUUGGCGACUUGCAGUUCUUCAAGGCCGAGGACAUGGCGUACUUCGGUAAGCUGACCGACGGCUCCGACGAGAACAGCUUGAGCGUAGAGGAGAUGAAGGAGAGGAAGAUCAUGAGGCUGCUCUUGAAAGUCAAGAACGGUACUCCUCCAAUGCGUAAAACUGCUCUGAGACAGCUCACCGACAAUGCCAGGCAGUUUGGAGCCGGUCCCCUCUUCGACCAGAUUCUCCCCCUGCUUAUGGAGAAGACUUUGGAAGACCAGGAGCGACAUCUGCUCGUCAAGGUCAUCGACCGUAUCCUUUACAAGCUCGAUGAUCUCGUGCGGCCAUACGUCCACAAGAUUUUGGUCGUCAUCGAGCCGCUGCUCAUCGACCAGGACUACUACGCCAGAGUGGAAGGUCGUGAGAUCAUCUCUAACCUCAGUAAAGCUGCUGGCCUGGCCACCAUGAUCAGCACGAUGAGGCCAGAUAUUGACCACGUCGACGAGUACGUCCGAAACACCACCGCCAGAGCGUUUGCUGUGGUUGCGUCCGCCUUGGGCAUUCCAGCCCUGUUGCCAUUUCUCCGAGCCGUUUGUCGAAGCAAGAAGUCAUGGCAGGCCCGACACACCGGUGUCAAGAUUGUGCAGCAAAUUCCUAUCCUAAUGGGCUGCGCUGUCCUGCCACAUCUGAAGGGUCUGGUCGACUGUAUCGGCCCCAACCUCAAUGACGAACAAACAAAGGUCAGGACUGUUACCAGUUUGGCCAUCGCCGCGCUUGCCGAAGCGUCGAACCCCUACGGUAUCGAGAGCUUCGACGACAUUCUCAACCCGCUAUGGACCGGAGCUCGCAAGCAGCGAGGCAAGGGCCUGGCAGGUUUCCUCAAGGCUGUAGGCUUCAUCAUUCCGCUGAUGGACGAGGAGUACGCCAACUACUACACCAGUCAAAUCAUGGAGAUUCUCCUUCGCGAGUUUUCCUCGCCGGAUGAGGAGAUGAAGAAGGUUGUCCUGAAGGUGGUGUCUCAGUGCGCUGGUACUGAUGGUGUUACUGCAGGCUACCUCAAGGAGCACGUCUUGGACGAGUUCUUCAAGAGUUUUUGGGUGCGGCGAAUGGCUUUGGACAAGCGUAACUACAGGCAAGUCGUCGAGACCACGGUUGAUAUCGGCCAAAAGGUCGGCGUCAGUGAGAUACUGGAGAGAAUUGUGGUAAACCUCAAGGACGAGAGCGAAGCCUACAGAAAGAUGACCGUCGAGACGGUGGAGAAGAUUGUCGCCAGUCUAGGCGCCGCAGAUAUCGGCGAGCGUCUCGAAGAGCGGUUGAUUGACGGUAUUUUGCACUCGUUCCAGGAACAGAGUGUGGAAGACAUCGUCAUGCUUAACGGAUUUGGCUCUGUCGUCAACGCUCUUGGAUCGCGCUGCAAGCCUUACCUGCCGCAGAUCGUCAGUACCAUCCUCUGGCGGCUGAACAACAAGUCGGCAACAGUACGACAGCAAGCGGCCGACCUCAUUUCACGAAUUGCUAUGGUCAUGAAGCAAUGCGGAGAGGACGCCCUGAUGGGCAAGCUCGGCAUCGUGCUUUACGAAUACUUGGGCGAAGAGUACCCCGAAGUCCUCGGUUCCAUCCUGGGAGCCCUACGUUCUAUCGUCACGGUGGUAGGUAUCACGCAGAUGCAGCCUCCGAUCAAAGACCUCCUCCCUCGACUUACCCCUAUUCUGCGCAACCGUCACGAAAAAGUCCAGGAAAACACAAUUGACCUCGUCGGUCGUAUCGCUGACCGUGGUCCCGAAAGUGUCAACGCGCGCGAAUGGAUGCGUAUCUGCUUCGAGCUGCUCGACAUGCUCAAGGCGCACAAGAAGGGCAUUCGUCGUGCCGCCAACAACACCUUUGGCUUCAUCGCCAAGGCCAUUGGUCCCCAGGACGUGCUCGCCACGCUGCUGAACAACCUUCGCGUGCAGGAGCGUCAGUCUCGCGUCAACACGGCUGUUGCUAUUGGAAUCGUCGCCGAGACUUGCGCCCCUUUCACCGUUCUCCCCGCGCUCAUGAACGAGUACCGCGUACCGGAGCUGAACGUGCAAAACGGUGUGCUCAAGUCUCUAUCCUUCUUGUUCGAGUACAUUGGCGAGAUGGCCAAGGACUACGUCUAUGCCGUCACGCCUCUGCUCGAGGACGCCCUCAUUGACCGCGACCAAGUACAUCGCCAGACGGCUGCCUCGGUCGUCAAGCACAUUGCGCUUGGCGUUGUUGGUCUUGGGUGUGAGGAUGCCAUGGUCCAUCUUCUGAACCUCCUGUACCCGAACCUCUUUGAGACUAGUCCGCACGUCAUUGACCGUAUUAUCGAGGCCAUUGAGGCCAUCCGCAUGGCUGUCGGUCCCGGUGUGGUACUCAAUUACGUUUGGGCAGGUUUGUUCCAUCCGGCACGGAAGGUCCGCCAGCCCUACUGGCGGCUCUACAACGACGCCUAUGUCCAGGGUGCCGAUGCCAUGGUGCCGUACUAUCCCAACUUGGACGAAGAGAAGGUUGACAGGUCGGAGUUAGCGAUCAUGCUCUAA
This is a messenger RNA of Colletotrichum spaethianum, 3654 nucleotides long. RefSeq names its product U3 small nucleolar ribonucleoprotein IMP3. NCBI's taxonomy places the organism in Eukaryota, Fungi, Ascomycota, Sordariomycetes, Glomerellales, Glomerellaceae. The coding region runs from base 1 to 3654 and encodes 1217 amino acids. Gene Ontology annotation, molecular function: mRNA binding. The transcript has a single exon. Gene Ontology annotation, cellular component: U2 snRNP; U2-type prespliceosome; catalytic step 2 spliceosome. Gene Ontology annotation, biological process: spliceosomal complex assembly. The record is from RefSeq and is a predicted model, not a curated record.